UCCGCGACCGCCGUUCUCCGUCACGUGGUUUCCGAGGUGGGGCGGAAGUGUAUUGUGGGGAGUGUGGUUCCGGUGCGUAGAAGCUACCCGGGGACCCCGGAGAGGACUACAACUCCCAACGUUACCCUCUUUCCUCGUUUCCGUCUGCCCCACCAGAUUGAUCGUCCUCCCCCCUCCCUUCGGGAGAACCGUCUGCACACCCCAAUCAUGAGGGAUAAACAGAAGAGGCGGAGGGAGCGCACGUGGGCCGAGGCCGCCAAGAUGGUUUUGGAGAAUUACUCAGACGCACCGAUGACCCCAAAACAGAUCCUGAAUGUGAUUGAGGCCGAGGGGCUGAAAGAGACAAAAAGCGGAUCGUCCCCACUUGCUUGCCUGAACACCAUGUUACAUUCUAACUCCAGAACCCGAGAGGCUCUUUUCUACAAGCUCCCAGGACGGAUCAGCCUGUUCACCAUGAAGAAGAAUGCAGUGCAGUGGUCUCGUGUUGUGUCGCUGCCUGAAGAUGGGGACACAGAAGACACAGCGGAUGAGGAGAGCAGCCAAUGGAGCGAGAGCAACGCAGGCAAUGCAGUGGAGUCCUCCGGAAGUGCGUCCUCUUCCCAAGAGUCUCACGUCAGGGAAACCAGGUCUCUGGUGCAGGUCAAUAAGCAGAAAAGAAGAAGCGGAGUUCUGAUGCCUCGUGUCGUUCUGACGCCUCUGAAAGUCAACGGGGCCCAUUUACCGUCAACCUCGGGCUUGUCUGUUCGUCGUGCAGAGGGCGAGUCCUCCAGUAACCGAACCAUAGGGAGCAAUUUGACCUUUCACAGACGUGCAGCACUGAGUGGAAACUCCACGCGUCAUCUCAGAAGUAUGAAGAGUUCCCCGGUAACAGGGCAAGUGAAGAAGAACAAAGAAGAAGAGAUUGAUUUCGAAACCCCGGGUUCCAUUCUUGUGAACACCAACCUUCGCGCACUGAUCAACGUCCGGACGUUUAAUGCGCUCCCACACAAUCUUCAACAGCAGCUGCUCCUCCUACUCCCGGAGGUGGACAGACAGGUCACUCCAGACGGACAGAUGAAGAUGAGUGGCAGUGCCCUAAAUAAUGAGUUCUUUGCCCACGCCUGUCAGAGAUGGAGGGAGAGGCUGGCAGAUGGUGAAUUUACACCAGAGAUGCAGCUGCGAAUGAGACAAGAGAUGGGCAAAGAGAAGAAGGUGGAAGAUUGGAAGGAGAAGUUUUUCGAGGACUUUUAUGGGCAGAAACUUGGACUGUCUCAGGAUCCAGGUUCAGACCCAGACGAGAAAUGCAACCAACCUGACUCCACAUGUGAAGCUCUACAGAGGACCAGCCCGGUGCCUAUUCACGUUGAAGAAUCCCUUCCAGAGAUUCGGGGCAGACUGCGGCGGAGCCUGUGCAGAAACAGAGAGAGAUUGCAGCAAACCCUUCCAAUGGCUUCUAAAGCAAAAAUCUCCUCCUCUCCUCCUCCUGCUCCUCCCAAGGCAGCCGAGGAUGCCAGCCCAGCUUCCGAGAACAGACUGUCCCCCGCGGAGGCCGUAAACCUUCCAUCCACUUCUGACCGGGUCCCAGAGCUUCAUCCCGAGAACUGCGAGCAGAAAAGGAAGAUCGCCGAUCCCGAGAGCUCCAGCGCCUCCUUCGAGAAGAAGCCGCGAAUGGAACAGCGUCAGUCCUUUCGUAACACAAUUACAAGUGUUCACCCAGAAAAGCCACAGCCCACCAAAGAAGAACCAAAAGUCCCCCCAAUCCGGAUCCAGCUUUCUCGCAUCAAACCUCCCUGGGUGGUUAAAGGUCUGCCAGCUUACCAGAUCUGUCCCCGGAUCAUCCCAAACCCUGAUCCCCCUGGGUGCCAACUUACUCCCUGCUCACCUGCUGACAGUCAGACCAGUGGCCAUGACCUCCAGACUUCCAUCGGUGGUGGCGGGGGUCCGGGGGGAGGUCACAGCGACAGGGAGAAGAGCAGCUGGUCCAGGGACUCCAAAAGGAGGAGAUCAGCAAAGGGAAGCCAUGGAAAGAAGCCAGCAGAUUGCUGCAGAACACAAUUACUGCCGUCCGCUAUAGUGAGGGACUCGGCAGACAAACCUCAAGUUCCUCGAGUCAAAAUCACUUGGACAAACAGUUCUCCAGAGACAAAAGAGCAUGGCCUCUCUGGCACAACGGUGACCAAAGAGUGGCACGUCAACGAGGUGGUCUCUGGCGAGGUCGGCUCUGGUGCCCCAUCUUUGGAUUACUGUAAGGGUGAGACUCCUGAUAAAGCUGCAAAUAUCUGUGAUAAGGAGGAUCCUAUGGAUGUCAAAGGGGGAGAAAAUGUCAGAGUUGGCCGGCCGGCUUCCGUUCUAGUCGGGGAUUCCAUGGGUCAAGGGAACUUUGGACAAUCCGAAACCGUGUCCUGUGUUCUCGGCGAUGUGUCCAAUACUUUUCAGAACAGAAUUAAGCUUGUCAACUCAAGCUCAACCGAAAAGGAUUCUUCUGACAAAAAUAGUGAAAGUGUCAUGGAGUCCUCACAACCAGACCUCCAAGAGGCCACAAAUCCACCCGCUGUUGAAUCACAGCCGGCCAGCACCUCAACCGACAACGAACAUUGGGACUGUGCUACCGGUACUGAACCAGGUCCUUGUAAGUCCAUCAACAUAUCGCAUGUUCUGGAUGUACGGGAGUCUGACUUGUGGGACGGUGCGGAACAAAAUCAGACACCCAAGUUGAUGGGGUCUCCUCGCUCGCCGUCAUGUGCUCCUGUCCAAACCACUGAUGUCUCUUCCCUGCAAACGGACUUGAACUUUGAAAACAAGGUUGAAGAUGCUUUACCUCCCAACGGCCUCAACGAGUGUCUCAAGGGUUCUUUGCCCCUGGCCGAUCCUGCCGGUGACGUUCCCAAGGAACAAGUGUCGGAGUGUCCCACCUUAAUCUCCAAAGAUGCAUAUUUGUGGGCAAACGCGAGUGAAGAGCCGCCAAGGUCUUGCUCGCGCCCCGGCGUCCCAGCUUUCGAAGCGUUAUUCCCGGAAGAAGGGGUGAUAAAUAAAAGGGGCGCAUUAAAGGUCGAGAAGCAUAGUUCUCAUAGUAUUGGUCUUUCUACCGACUCGGGACUCUUCCAGGGAGACGCAAAGCUGCGAAGAGGCCAAAGCGGGGGCGUGAAGCAGAAGCGCUCGCUGGCCAACUACGCCGAGCCCGUCGGCAAGGAACCUUUGCUCUUGGAUAUGCCGUUCGGCCCGUUUCCGAAGGAGGUCGAUCUCCACGUCAAGCUGCCGAUGGAUUUGCUGUCGCUACCGCCGCCGGGCAAAUUGAAACAAACUUUAUUCGGCAAGCUGUCGAAGCAAGCGCAGGAUGUGGCGUCCUACUGCUACUCGACCGGGGUGCGCCUCUCCUCCUUUCCCGGGGAGUACGCCGUCACUGGCGAGGCCUCCUUGUCUGUGGAAGUCUUCGCCGAGCACGAUAGCGGGGAGCACGUGUCGGUGCACUACUCCUGCAGCUUUAAAGCCAUGACCGUUUGCGAAGGGUGCGGAGCGUUCUGUCACAUCGACUGCAUAGGCCCCUCCAAGCUUUGUGUUUUGUGCCUUGUCAUAAGAUAGUAAA
Nanorana parkeri is the source of this 3562-nucleotide messenger RNA. RefSeq names its product additional sex combs like 1, transcriptional regulator (gene ASXL1). Gene Ontology annotation, biological process: positive regulation of transcription by RNA polymerase II; animal organ morphogenesis. Gene Ontology annotation, cellular component: PR-DUB complex. Gene Ontology annotation, molecular function: chromatin binding; peroxisome proliferator activated receptor binding; DNA binding. Lineage: Eukaryota; Metazoa; Chordata; Amphibia; Anura; Dicroglossidae. Bases 208 to 3558 code for a protein of 1116 amino acids. The record is from RefSeq and is a predicted model, not a curated record. The transcript has 13 exons.